Motacilla alba alba is the source of this 4645-nucleotide messenger RNA. It is a transcript of the gene BRIP1, whose product is annotated as BRCA1 interacting protein C-terminal helicase 1. The transcript has 20 exons. Gene Ontology annotation, biological process: nucleotide-excision repair; double-strand break repair involved in meiotic recombination. Gene Ontology annotation, molecular function: DNA binding; ATP binding; hydrolase activity, acting on acid anhydrides, in phosphorus-containing anhydrides. The record is from RefSeq and is a predicted model, not a curated record. The coding region runs from base 157 to 3936 and encodes 1259 amino acids. Gene Ontology annotation, cellular component: nucleus. Lineage: Eukaryota; Metazoa; Chordata; Aves; Passeriformes; Motacillidae.
CUGGGGCGGAGGCGGGAAGGACGGAGGCGCUGAGGGGCCUCAGGCGCGGGGCCGUGAGGGGCGCGGGGGAAGCGGCUGCCGGCGCCUCCGCCUCGCCGAGCACACAAAGGAAGGAAGCCCAGUUUUAAACCUGAGAAAACGAGAGAAGAAGUGGCGAUGCCUUCUGACGGGGCAGAAUACACAAUUGGGGGGGUGAAGAUCCUCUUCCCCUGCAAGGCUUACCCCUCCCAGCUGGCCAUGAUGAACGCUAUCGUGAAAGGCUUGAAUGGCAGGCAGCACUGUUUGCUGGAGAGCCCCACAGGAAGUGGCAAGAGCUUGGCGUUGCUUUGUUCUGCAUUGUCCUGGCAGCAGGCUUUGUAUGAGAAGUCAGUGCCAACCUCAUCGUGUGACAAGGAGGACAGGAAGGCAGAGCCAUCCCCACCCUGUCGCUGCAAGUGUCACUCCCAGCUCAAGAAUGAGGCUGCAACGAGUGGGACUCCCAGUGCUCCUUGUUCUGCCAAUUAUCCCGACCCAGGAACUUCCAGGAGACCUGGAAGCCCACUGUCAAACACAGAAUGGAAGGAAAAUGAAACGCUAGCUUCAAAGCUGUCCGCCAAAAAAAAGUUAUCUCUUUGUGACAGUGAGAAGGAUGAUUUCCAAGUGGACAGGAAGAGGAUUCGUCCUUUAGAAACAGAGCAGCAGCAGGUUAGAAAACGUCACUGCUUUGCCAAAGGAGUGCAGUUGGUUGAUGCUUUGGAAGUUUAUCAUCAGAGGAAAAAUGGAGAGCUGACUGUUCACUCUGAAAAAAGCAUGAAAAGCACUCCUUUUUCUCCCCAAACACCUCCUGGCCCUUGCACUGAGUGUUCCUGUGCUUCUGGGAAAGAGCCUGAUAAAGAUCCCAGUCACGCAAAGAAGAAAGAAAAUGGAGAUCGGUUGUGUGUUCCCAAAAUAUUUUUUGGGACACGAACACACAAGCAAAUCACGCAGAUCAGCAGGGAGCUGAAGAGGACAGCGUACUCCUGUGUCCCCAUGACAAUCCUUUCCAGCAGGGAUUACACCUGCAUUCAUCCUGUGGUGUCCAACAGCAGUAACAGGAAUGAAAUGUGUGUAGAACUGCUGGAAGGAAAACAUGGCAAGUCCUGCUCUUAUUACCACGGUGUUCACAAGCUCAGUGAGCACCACGCCCUGCAGCCUGCCCCUGGGCUGUACCAGGCUUGGGACAUUGAAGACCUGGUGGGCCUGGGCAGGAAGCUUCGUGCCUGUCCCUAUUUUGCAGCCAGGGAGCUCAUGGUGGGGGCAGACAUCGUGUUCUGUCCCUACAAUUACCUCCUGGACCCACAGAUCCGGGACAGUAUGGACAUUAACCUAAAAGACCAAGUCGUCAUUUUGGAUGAAGCCCACAACAUUGAGGACUGUGCUCGGGAGUCCGUGAGCUUCGGGGUUAGCGAGAGCCAGCUCCGAGCUGCCCGCGAGGAGCUCGAUUUCAUGGUCAGCAACAACAUCAGGCAGAAGCACCAUGAGCCCCUCCGAGCUGUCUGCUGCUCCUUGAUAAACUGGCUGCAGGAGAGCUCUGGGCAGCUGGUGGAGAGAGCCUAUGAAACUGCCUGUAAGGUGUGGAGUGGCAAAGAAAUGCUCAGCUUUUUGUACAAAAUGGGAAUAACUGGGAUGACUUUUCCCAUUUUACAGAAACAUCUUGUUGCUGUCCUGGAAAAAGAAGAAAAAGUAUCCAUGCAUGGGAGAGAGGAAACUAUCGAGGUGCCAAUCGUGAGCCCUGCAGCACAGAUCGUGCUCAAAGGCCUCUUCAUGGUCCUUUCCUGUCUCUUCAAAGAGAGCAGCAGGUUUGCAGAUGAUUACAGGGUUGCUCUACAACAAACUUACACCUGGAUGGCUGAAGACCAACGUGAUGAUGCAGAUACAAGUUCCUUCUUCCCGAGGCCCAAGCACAAAAAGAGUUCAAGGCAGAAAACCCUUGUCCACAUGCUGAAUUUUUGGUGCUUGAACCCUGCUGUGGCUUUUUCUGACUUAAAUGAAGUUAGAACAAUUGUUCUGACAUCAGGCACACUCUCUCCCAUGGAUUCCUUUUCCUCAGAGCUUGGUGUGAAGUUUUCCAUUCAGCUGGAGGCAAAUCACGUUAUCCGGAAUUCCCAGGUUUGGGUUGGCACGGUGGGAGCGGGCCCCAACGGGCGGAAGCUGUGUGCCACCUUCCAGCACGCAGAGACCUUCGAGUUCCAGGACGAGGUGGGAGCCCUGCUGCUGGCAGUCUGUCAGACAGUUGGCCAAGGAAUUCUGUGCUUUUUGCCAUCCUACAAGAUGCUGGACAAGCUAAAGGAUCGUUGGAUGCACACUGGCUUGUGGAGGAGCCUGGAGGAUGUUAAAACAGUCAUUGCAGAGCCCCAGGGAGGGGCCAAGAGUGACUUUGAUGAGCUGCUGAAAAUCUACUAUGAUGCAAUCAAAUGUAAAGGAGAAAAAGAUGGGGCUCUCCUGAUAGCUGUGUGCAGAGGGAAGGUCAGUGAGGGGCUGGAUUUCUGCGAUGAGAACGCCAGGGCAGUCGUGACCAUCGGAAUCCCCUUCCCAAACGUCAGGGACCUGCAGGUUGAAUUAAAGAGGAAGUACAAUGACCAGCACAAAAGUACAAGAGGCCUUUUAUCAGGGAGCCAGUGGUAUGAAAUUCAAGCUUACAGAGCUCUCAACCAAGCCCUGGGAAGGUGUAUAAGGCACAGGAAUGACUGGGGGGCUCUCAUUUUAGUUGACGACCGCUUCAGGAAGAACCCCAAUAAAUACAUAACUGGGCUGUCCAAGUGGAUCCGGCAGCAGGUGCAGCACCACGGCGCUUUCGGCAGCGCCCUGCAGUCCCUGCGCGCCUUCGCCCUCCGCAACCAGGGGGGUGGGGAGCCUUCCUCAGAGCCCAGCUCAGAGCUCCCUGCACUGCCCGGGCACCUCUCACAGGGCUCUCAGCAAGAGGCCAGCACUCCUCCGUCCCCUGAUGUUCCUGCUAAAAGUCAGGAGCAAAACGUGGGCUCGGAAGUUCACUUUACUGCAAGCAUCAGCUCAGUUCAUCCCCCAGCACGGGAUCGGCCAAGUGACAGCAUGGCAGCAGUGAGACCAAGUGACCAGAAAGUUGAUGUAGAGAGCCAUUCUCACCAUGUAAAACAGAGAAGGAAACGUAUGGACUGCACCCCCAAAGUGGCAGCAGUCAAAACAGAGAGAGAAAAAAUGAAUGGUUGGAGCACUGCUGAUGUUGUGGAGGAGAAUUGCUGCUCUGAACCCCUGACUUCAACCCCUGUAGCCCAGAACUGCAGGGCCACAGCAGGCAGCAGCCAGGAGCAUGUGAAUGGGCCCAGUGACCUUAUUGAUCAUUUCAAUCAAUGCCAAUCAUCAUUAAUUGCAGAACAUAAACCAAAUGGACCAAAAUCAUGUUUGGAAACAACUCAUUGUUCAGUUCAGAGUGCUGAGGCCCCAGGUGCUGAAGGACAUCCUGGUAAGCUCCAGCUUCCAGCUGAGCCCUGCAGGGAGUUCCCCUCAGCAGCAGGGAGAGCUGAGCCUUCAGCAUUAAAUGAGGAUGAGGAGGAGGAUGAAAGCAUUUACUUCACCCCAGAACUCUAUGAUGAUGCAGACCCGGAGGAGCAGAGAGCUGAGCCCCCAGUCCCAGCCUGUUGUAGCACUGGGAAUUGGGUGGGAUGUGGGAACUCCUCAGUCCCUGCUGAUCCUUUUGCCACCAGCACCUCAGAAACCCAGAAUGGGAGCGCAGAAGCUGAGGCUGGCAGGAGUCCCCGUGGAACCGUGGAAGAUGUGAGGAGCAGGGACAGUGCAGUUGGUGCUCUAGGGGUGGCAGCUGCAGCAGGAGCAGAGCAGGGAGGAGCUCAGGAGAUGGACACCCCUAAAAGGAAAAUCAGCCUCUCCAGAUCCCGAAAAAAAGGUGUGUCAUCCUUCCUGCUGGGCAAUAGUGGCACCUGGUGACAGCUUCUGUGGGAAUUGUGGUGGGCAGCCCUCAAAACACCACGGGGCAGCUGCACCUUGCUUGUCCUCAUGGAACAAAAGCUUCCCUCAGGCUCCAUUUCCCAUCGUAUCUUUGGGGUUUUCCCUGGGGGAGUUUUGCCACGGGCAGUUUUCUAGGGAUAGGAUGAAGAUUCUUCAUCCUGACUUCAUGGCUGGAGGACAUCAUGUCUGGAAAUUCUGAAUAGAAACCCAAGUAGGAUCUGACCUGCAAUUAUUGGUUUGUCCAUGACAGAUUUAAUUAAUCCACCAGUAAAUACAGUCAAAUAAUUGGGUUUUUCCUCAGGAAGCCAAACACCCAUAUAACCAAAUUAUGGAUUUCUGCAUUUGUUAGAUUGGGGUUCUUUAGUAAAACAUGUAGAACAGCAGCUUUGCAGAUCAAGUCAUAGACAGAUUGAGCCUAAACACCAAAACAGGGAUAUUCUCCAGUACUUUGGUUCCUUCCAGUUUCUUACAUCAAGAUGUCCUGCAGGAGCUGUGCACAUUUUGAUAUUUGAUGAAGAUGAGAAGCUUCUUCAGAGAAAAAUUGGAGAUUUCUUUAAGUUUUCCUUUUGUGAGAGGAUCUCAUUUCAGUUGGUUGGGGUCUGUGUUUAUUCGUGUCAAAACCUGUUCUCAUUUCUAUGUCCUACAAGCACUUUUUACGUGUAACAUAUAAAUGUAAAUUGUACACAAA